GUCAAUGCAGGCAAGUAAACAGAGGCUGGACAAUGAAGUGUUCCAUCUUUUUUAAGCUGUUUCUCAUCUUGAGUCUGGACUGUGUGCGUGCAAAUGACAGAUUCUUCAUCUCAGCUCCCAGUGUGUUCCAUUUGGGGGUUAAAGAGAAAGUGUAUGUCCAGAUGGGAGGGUCUCUCUCCUCGACAGAUGUUGAACUCUACCUGGAGCAUGAGGACAGUGGCACGCUGAUGUCAGAGAAGAAAUCCCCUGUGGAUUCUCCUCAGGGUGGUCUGACCAAAACAGCUGAACUUAUGAUAGAUGUGGAAAAGAUGUUAAGAUUGCCCCCAUUCAAGUCUCAACAUCCCUACCUUCUGCUGGUGGUAGAAAGCAAAUCUUUCCCUGACAGGAGGGUAAUAAGAGUCCUGGUCUCAAAGCAUCGGGGCUAUAUCUUCAUUCAGACUCAUCAGCCAGCCUACAACCCAACACAGACAGUGGAGUACAGGAUUUUCACUCUUGACCAUACACUGAGACCUCAUGAAGAACAUUUCGAACUAUCAAUAUUUAAUGCUGCUGGAAACCGGAUAAUGAAGCAAAUGAACUUGGCAAUGGGAGGAAUAUAUAGUGGCAUACUCAAUAUACCUGAUGUCGCUGAGUUGGGUACAUGGAAGAUUGUAGCAAACUAUGAAAAUGAUGACAGAAAUGCCACUCGGGAGUUUAAAGUCCAGAAAUUUGUUUUACCAAGCUUUGAGGUGGUCAUCAGAAUGGAGGAAAGCUAUCUUCUGUUGAACAGCAAACAGCUCAGCUUCAACAUCGUUGCCAAGUACUCAUUUGGUAAGAACAUUAGAGGAGCCUACCACUGCCGAUUUGGAGUGGUAUUUCGGGAUUCGGAUGCCACCCAUAGAGGGAAGCCUGUCUUUAUCAGGGGAUUGGAAUUGGUCGACUCGAUCACAGAUGGAAAAGCAGAAGUCACUCUCAUCACAGCUAGGUUAAAUGAUCACCUGCGAAAUCAACUGGGGAAAACCCUAUCUGAUUUGGAGAAGUUUGGAGCAGAGCUUUAUAUUACCGUCUCUGUUGCUGAAAUACAAAGUGGUGAACUUCAGGAAGCUGAAGUGUCUAUCCCCAUCGCCGCUCAGGCUUACACCAUAGAUUUCUCUAGAACACGAUCCUUUUUCAUUCCUGGAGUUCCACUUGAUGUGGUGGUGGCUGUGCGUCUUCCAAAUGGUUCCCCAGCAUCUGAAAUUCCAGUGGAAAUCCGUGUCCCAUUAUCCGAGGAGAAAGUUGCUGAAGUCCAGACAAACCAGCAGGGGACAGUGUUUGCUCUCUUUAAUUUUCAUUCUACUGGAAAUUCCAUUGAAGUUAAAGUUAAUGUCAAAGGCCAGGAACAGAAAAAAGUUAUUCAACGUGCCUCAUCACCAAGUGGCAAAUAUUUGUAUAUCAAUUUUGCCAGCAAGGUUUAUACUGUGGGUGAGUCCCUGACCAUUCAAUACCACACUGUCAACAGUGAGCCAAAGAAGGGAUGCUAUCUUUACUAUAUGGUCUUAAGCCGUGGAGUCCUGGUAAAACAUGGUUCUCUUGAAUUUGGUAUCACAACCAGACACAGAGUGGAGAUAACUUCAGAUAUGGUGCCCUCCUUCCGUCUAAUCGCCUACUAUUACAGCCAGGAUGGUGACAUUAUUGCUGAUUCUGUGUGGGUGGAUGUCAAGGAUGAGUGUGAAAAGAAGAUUAGGGUAUCCACAAUGAAAAAUCAAUAUGACCCCGGAAAACAUGCUGAGAUCAAAUUGGACGUAGAUGGUCAGAAAGCCAAAGUGGCCUUGCUGGUGGUGGACAAGGCCAUGUACGCACUGCAUACCCAAAACAAACUAACAGCUGAGCAGGUGUUUUCCUCCAUGCAGUCAUAUGACCUUGGUUGCUCAUAUGUUGGAGGAUCUGAUACAGUGUCCACACUAAGUGGUGCGGGCCUGGCUUUUCUCUCUCACUCCCAGUCCACAACAUCAGUAGAGAGAAAAGGGUAUGGCUGUGAAUCACACGCUGCAAGGCGAAGACGAUCCUUGGACAUUCAACAAGCUCUGAUAAUGUUAAAAUCUAACUUUUCAAAGGGUGAGAUACAAGACUGCUGUGUCCGUGGCUACUCUCUUAUCCCUAUGAGGAAGACGUGUCAGGAAAGAGCUAAGAGGGUUUCUCAGGUGAACGCAGACCCUGCCUGUAUUGCGGCCUUCCUCCAAUGUUGCCACGAAGGAGAAAAGCUGCGAGAGAGAAAGAGAAAAGAGCAGUCCCAGGACGCAUUUGGGAGAACUGCCAGCGCAUCGGAAAUUGAAGAGUUCUUCUUUGACUCCACCACACAAUAUAUUCGACGAUAUUUCCCUCCAAGCUUUGAAUUUAAAAUAAUUGAUGUAAACAAUAUACACAGUCAUACAUUAUACCUGCCUGAUUCCAUCACCACCUGGGAGAUUCAAGCUGUGGCUGUAUCUGCAACACAUGGAUUUUGCGUAGCUGAACCUCAUGAGAUCAAAGCAUUCAAAGAGGUAUUUGUUUCUCUGAAACUGCCUUACACAGUUAAGAAAUAUGAGCAAAUAUCAAUUGCGCCUGUCAUCUACAACUAUGGAGAAAACGAGCAUGUACAGUUGGCUGUUCAUAUGGAGCAAACUGCAGGGCUUUGUUCGCCUGGCUCAGCCACUUCUACAACUUUUGUCAACAUUACUGUGGCAGCCCAGUCCUCCCAGCAUGUCACUUUCUCUGCUGUCCCCAUGGUAUCAGGUCCAGUCCUCAUUAAAAUACGUCUCUAUGGUAUAGAAAAUGAACGAGGAAUAGAUGCUAUCGAGAAGAUCUUGAAUGUUUGGACAGAGGGAAUACAGCAUAGGACAGAGGAAACUCUGGACGUUAGAAUGAAAGGGAGGAAUGAGGUGUUUUUCACCAUUGACGGAAAGCUGCCAGAUAGCAUCGUCCCCAACUCCAUCUCCAAUAUCUUUGCUAAAAUGGAAGGCAGUGGCUUUGGCAAGUCGAGUGCCUACACCCUUCUCUCUUCAGAAGGGGUUGAUGACUUGAUCAAGUUGCCUAGUGGAUGUGCCGAACAGACGAUGAAACUUAUGGCCCCCACCGCCCUUGCGCUCCGUUACCUUGAUAAGACUCGACGCUGGUUUGAGCUGCCCCCUGGCACCAGAGAUAAGGCUCUCCAGAAUACUGAGAAAGGUUAUGCUAGAAUGGUGAAUUUCCAAUACCCAGAUGGAUCUUAUGGCAUAUGGCCAUGGCAACAUAAGAAACCAAGUCACUGGCUGACUGGCCUUGUAGUGAAAGUGCUGUCCUUGGUUGCAGAAGGCCAGUCAGCCAACAGAGAGCAGCAGGGGAGGAGGGCAGUGGGUGUUUCUAAUGAAGCCAUCAGUCUUUCAGUGCACUAUUUGCUUUCAGUACAGCUUGGCAGUGGGGCAUUUAAUGACCCACAUCCCGUCAUAGACAGACAAAUGCAGGGAGGUGUCGGAGGCAAAGAGGUUGACGUGUCUAUGACUGCUUUCAUAACUUUAGCACUUCAGCACUCCCUCCAAUUUCUUGAUGAGGAAUUGAAGACUAACACAAAAGCAAGCAUUUCAAGAGCAACGACAUAUCUCCUCUCACACAUGGAAGAGCUGAAGGGGCCAUACACUGUUGCCAUCGCAGCCUACUGUCUCUCAGUCUGUCUGGCAGAAAAAGCACAGGCUUCACCUGCCUGGGAGAAACUCAAGACGUUGUCCACUGAAGUUGAAAGUGGGUGUCGUGUGUGGAGAGCCAAUCGUGAGGCACAGAAUGCAGGGAAGCUUCCAGCAGAUGCCAUCACAGUGGAGACUACGGCUUACGCUCUCCUCACUGCUGUACAACAUGAGGACUUCGAAUUGGCAGAGAAGGCAGCUUGCUGGUUAACCACACAGGAAAAUUAUGGAGGAGGCUUCAAGUCAACACAGGACACUAUUGUGACUUUGGAGGCUCUCGCUGAGUAUGAUCUAAAGAGACCCUCGGAACCCUUUACAAAAGUGGAAGCGACAUUCACUGUUCCAGGAAGGAGUAAGCUGAUUCAGAUGUCUUUAGAAAAUGAGAGAGAGAAGGUGGAAACAGAGCUUAAGAGGUUAAUAGGGAACAGCAUUACCGUGCAGCUAAGAGGAGAAGGGAAUAUCAAGUUAAAAGUUGUUAAGGCCUACCAUCUAUUGGAACCCAAGGACAGUUGUGAAAAAUUGUCUAUCAGAGUCACCGUGGAGGGGAAGGUGCAGUACACUGCCAAGGUUAUACAAAAUUACGAUUACUAUGAUGAAGACUACAGCAAUGAUGAAGCAAAAGAGGAGCGUGUACCACGCUCAGCGAUUGAAUGGUUUGAUGCUCGUAGUCGAAGCAGGAGACAUGCAGACCAUGGAACGAAUACAGAAAAUGAUGUCAACUACAAUGUCUGUGUCAGUCACAGCCUGAGGCAAAAUCUCUCAGGAAUGGCCAUCGCUGACAUUACACUCUUAAGUGGUUUUGAGGCUCAAAUUGAGGACCUGGAGCAGCUAAAACAACCAACAGAACAAUACAUUUCCCACUACGAGAUCUCUAAAGGAAGAGUACUGAUCUACUUCGAUAAGAUCGUAGAACAAGAACUAUGUAUUACUUUUGGGGCUAUACAGACAGUGAAAAUUGGCCUCCUGCAGCCUGCUCCGGCUUUGUUCUAUGAUUACUAUGAACCAAACCGAAAGUGUACUGUGUUCUACUCUGCCCCUGAAAGAAGCAAGAUGGUCUCCAAAUUGUGCUCAGGGGAUGUGUGCCAAUGUGCAGAGAGACCCUGCCAUAAAGAACAAAGUGUAUUUGCUAAAGCCAAAGAUCAAAAGCGCAUCAUGGAUAAACGUUCCCAGCAUGCCUGCUUCCUCCCCACUGUAGAUUACGCAUUCAUUGUUGAAGUUCUCAAUGUGUCUGUGAAGAGUAACUUCAAGCUUUAUACCACAAACGUAACUAAGGUUCUCAAAGCAUACAGAGAUGUAAAUGUGACAGACAAUUCUGUUCGAGUGUUUGCCAAGAGGCUUCAGUGCAAUGGGGAGUUGUUGACAGACAAACAAUAUCUCAUCAUGGGGAAAGACGGCUCCACAACUGACUCAAAUGGAGAGAUGCAGUAUCUCCUGGAAUCAAACACAUGGGUUGAACAAAAUCCUGGGGUAAAAUGUGGGACUGCCUACAGAAUGGCCUGCAAAAUGUUUCAUGCCUUUGUAUCUACCUUUCAGACACAAGGCUGUACUCAGUGAACACUCGCAAUUAUCUUUGGUAUCGUUUUAAUUUCUCAGCGCACUUAGUUCAAUAUAAUGCCGCCGUCAUGACCUUUGACAGCUGUUGCCAAAAGAUCAGACGUUGUUUAAUCCUGCUUCAAUGCAGCCUUAAAUGUUAUCAUUGUGAGAUGAAAGUGGAGAAAAUCCAUACCAAGUAACAACUGUAUAGAUUAGGCAGGCAAUGGCUGACUGUUCAAAAUGUGAGGCCAAUUUUAAUCAGCAACUUUUUGUUCAAUAAAAACAGUUUUAUUUUUCUCUU
Molecule: messenger RNA, 5490 nt
Organism: Lampris incognitus (smalleye Pacific opah)
Lineage: Eukaryota; Metazoa; Chordata; Actinopteri; Lampriformes; Lampridae
Gene: c4b
Product: complement 4B (Chido blood group)
Exons: 41
Coding region: 33-5210 (1725 amino acids)
Biological process (GO): complement activation
Cellular component (GO): extracellular region
Molecular function (GO): endopeptidase inhibitor activity; protein binding
Source: RefSeq, a predicted model, not a curated record